Molecule: messenger RNA, 3066 nt
Organism: Orbilia oligospora ATCC 24927
Lineage: Eukaryota; Fungi; Ascomycota; Orbiliomycetes; Orbiliales; Orbiliaceae
Exons: 2
Coding region: 1-3066 (1021 amino acids)
Biological process (GO): replication fork reversal; interstrand cross-link repair; double-strand break repair via synthesis-dependent strand annealing
Molecular function (GO): 3'-5' DNA helicase activity; four-way junction DNA binding; ATP binding
Source: RefSeq, a predicted model, not a curated record
AUGUCUUUUUUGAGCGAUGACGAUUAUGGCGACGAUUUGGACGACGAGCUCCUGAUAGCUGCAACCAGGCAAAUUGAAGAGAAGCAGAACACCCAGGGACGGAAGCAAAGUUCCCCGCGGAAUCAAAGAAGUAGUUUCACACCAGGUCGGGUAUCGAAGACCAGCACGAUAGAAGAUACAUACGACCUAGAUAAUAUAUUCUCCUCGGAUAUCAUCGAUGAGGAACAUGACUUCAGACCAGCCCCGACUACGAAUGCUGCACCUGGUAAUCUUAGGCAGAGAACUUUGUUCGGAGAUGUGGCAGAUGAAGGUGAAGAAAGAGAGACUACUGUUCGAAGCUGGCGGUUGGUGAACCACGAUGAAGCGCCGACGCACCACAAGAUCGAUCGAGAGGCUGCAAAGACAUGGAUAUACCCAACAAAUGUGUCCCACAGAGACUACCAGUUCAACAUCACCAAAAGGGCAUUAUUCACAAACGUCUUAGUGGCUUUACCUACUGGUCUUGGGAAAACAUUCAUAGCUGCUACCGUCAUGUACAAUUGGUACAGAUGGGCACCUGAGUCUCAGAUUAUUUUCAUGGCCCCAACAAAACCACUAGUCGCUCAACAAGUCGAUGCCUGCCAUAAGAUCGUAGGUAUACCGAAAAGCGAUACGUGCUUGUUAACCGGUCAUGUCUCUCCAGGCCACCGGGCGGACUACUGGAAUGAAAAGCGGUUGUUUUUCCUAACGCCCCAAACUCUCGAAACGGAUUUGACAUCUGGCCGAUGUGAUCCGAAGAGGAUAGUACUGAUAGUUGUCGACGAAGCUCACCGCGCUACCGGUGAGUACGCCUACUGCAAAGUAAUCCGGUACAUACGACGGUUCAAUAAUAGCUUUCGGGUUAUGGCCCUGACUGCUACCCCGGGAUCGAAGGUCGAAUCUGUGCAAGCAGUUAUUACCUCACUAGGUAUCGCUCGGACAGAAAUUCGGACGGAGGAGUCGAUUGACAUUAGGCAGUACAUUCACCAACGGGAAAUUCAACUCGAAAAAUUCCCACUAACGGAUGAGAUUACAAUGAUUCGCGAUCUGUUUAGCAAGGCUCUCAAACCGAUGCUUGAGAAGCUCAAUAACAUGAAAGCCUGCUAUAUAACAGACCCAGCGAAUCUAACAGCGUUUGCAUUAACGGAAGCCAAAAAGAGAUAUAUCGUCAGCCCGGCAGGAAGAGCCGCCCCUCCAGGCCUAAGAGGCUCGAUUCUCAGCCUCUUCGCUAAUUUAAGUUCACUCGCUUAUAGCUGGGAGCUUCUCCUUUACCAUGGAAUACGCCCAUUCUACGACUACCUUAGAGAAUUCCAAAAUGAGAAGAGCUCCAAAUCUUCCGGGGGAGGGAAGGCCGUCUCUGCGCUUUUCCAGGAUAAACAAUUCCUUGCCAUGAUGAACAGAUGCAGAGGUCUAACGAAUGAGAAAGAAUUUCUUGGUCACCCUAAACUUGAUUACCUUUGUGGCACUAUCCUACGUCAUUUCACAGAAGCUGCUGAACGCGGUGAGAAGGAUACGAGGGUCAUGGUCUUCUCAAAUUAUCGAAAAAGUGGUGAUGAGAUACUGAGGGUGCUUAAGAUACAUGAGCCAAUCAUCAAGCCGAGGAUAUUCGUUGGCCAGAGCGCUGGGACUACCGGGGAAGGCAUGUCUCAAAAGGUACAGCAGGAAACCGUUGAGAGAUUCAAAAACGGAGAGUUCAAUGUUUUGGUGGCGACUAGCAUCGGUGAAGAGGGGCUAGAUAUUGGAGAGGUAGAUUUCAUCGUCUGUUUUGAUGCAUCGGCCUCGCCCAUCCGUAUGUUGCAACGUAUGGGCAGAACAGGUCGCAAGAGGGCUGGUGGUGUCGUUGUAUUGGUAACAGAGGGGAAGGAAGAGGCCAAGUGGGAACGCGCGCAGGAUAACUAUCGAUGGAUGCAAAACGCAAUAACCAAGGGAAACACAUUUACGUAUGACAAGGAGAUCUCACCGAGAAUUCUACCUAACGAUAUCGAGACCGAGUGCGUGAAGAUGACCAUUGAAAUAACACCAGAAAGCAGAGCAGUAUCGCCGCCAGGGAAGCGGAAAGGGAAGAAAAAGGCACCGCCAAAGAAAUGGUUUAUGCCAGAAGGUGUCGAAACCGGAUUCACGACUGCGGCGGCACUUGAGGGACUUACUCCAAAGUCCAAAAAACCAAAGCAGACGCAACUUGAGGGAAAUUCAAAGGCACCACUUGUAAUAAGCGACGAUGACGACGAUGACCACAUGUUUCGCACUUUGGAAGAGGAACCCUUUCCAGAACCAAUACCGGAAGCAUCGUAUCGCUUGUCGGAACGCCAAGAACGGGAGCUUCGUAUGAAUUAUCAAUCUCUAUAUGGCGACGACGAUGAAUUGAUAAACGCCCCACGGCUUGACGCUUACCCAGAGGAUCAACAAAAAUUACAACCGACUAGCCAUGUUGGACACAGCCGCGCUACAAACUUAAUGGUUUCACUUCUACAAAAAAUGCGCAACAUGGACCACCAGCAAAUCCAAAGGUUUAAAACCCGUUAUGAGGCCGAUAAUGCUGCGCCGCCGCCGCCACCAAUCCUCAAAAGCCCAACUCCUGAUCCUCCCAAGAGCUCUAGUGUAGAACCACAGUCUGUUCCAUUAGAACUGCCUCAGGCAUCCAUGAGCAAUCUCAAACCAUUCAAACCGCCAAGUAGAAUUUCUGGUGUGAAUGUGGCGAAGCCCGCUCUUCAGUCCGUUAAACCGAAAUCUGGAAAUACAGUGAGAACAACAACUUCUCAUACUAUAAGGAAGGAGUCCAUUACUAUCGUGUCAUCACCCUCGAGGCACACAUCCUCUCCACCUCCCUCACCUAGUGCACCGUCGCCAACAACGAAGAAAAGAGGAUUUUUUGAUCUAACGUCCGAGUCCGAUGAAGAUAUGCCAACUUUAUCCCAACUCAUGGCAGAACAACAUCCAAAGCCGAAAACGAAACAAUUAAAGGAAAACUCUGUGCCUUCAAAAAAGCGCAAGUCAGACGGCUCAGUUGGAAACCAGAAAAAACGUUUACAAGGCAAAACAUACAGGUAA